Messenger RNA from Thlaspi arvense, 1920 nucleotides. The record is from the annotation of a GenBank genome assembly. Lineage: Eukaryota; Viridiplantae; Streptophyta; Magnoliopsida; Brassicales; Brassicaceae.
AUGGGUUGUUGUCAGUCAAGAAUAGAUAGAAAAGAGAUAGUGUCUCGUUGCAAAGCGAGGAAGAGAUACUUGAAGCAGCUUGUUAAAGCUAGACAAACUCUCUCUGUCUCUCACGCGCUUUAUCUCCGUUCCCUACGCGCCACCGGCUCUUCCCUUGUUCACUUCUCCUCCAAAGAAACCCCUCUUCACCUCCACCCUCCUUCUCCAUCUCCUCCUCCUCCUCCUCCGCCGCGUCCUCCUCCUCCUCCUCUAAGCCCUGGCUCAGAAACCACAUGGACCUCCACCACCACUUCCUCCGCUCUCCCUCCUCCGCCUCCACCACCUCCACCUCCUCCUCCGCCUUCCUCUACAUGGGACUUCUGGGAUCCGUUUGUUCCGCCGCCUCCUUCUUCCUCCGAGGAGGAGUGGGAGGAAGAGACAACCACCGGAACAGCCACCGCAACCGCAACCGGAACAGCUUCUGACACUGCUGUCACGACGGCUCCGACGACAGCUACUCCUCAAGGUUCUUCUGUUGUGAGUGGUUUCUCUAAAGAUACAAUGACGACGACGACGACGACGGGAAGCGAGUUAGCAGUUGUGGUGUCGAGGAACAGUAAAGAUCUGAUGGAGAUUAUCAAAGAAGUCGAUGAGUAUUUCCUUAAAGCUGCUGAUUCCGGUGCACCACUCUCUUCUCUCCUUGAAAUCUCAACUUCUAUCAACGCCACAGCCUUUUCUGCUCAUACCAAAGGAGGGAAAAUGUAUAACAACUACGAAUGUAAUCUGAAUCCGACGUCGCUUUGGACAAAAGGAUUUGCUCCAAAGUUGAAUGAUUACAGAAACGCAGGAGUGGUAGUAGGAGGCGAUUGCAUUGUUGGUAGCCAUUCCUCUACAGUCGAUAGACUCUAUGCUUGGGAGAAGAAGCUCUUUCAAGAGGUUAAGAAUGCAGAGAGCAUAAAGAUAGAGCAUGAGAAGAAAGUGGAGCAAGUGAGGAGGCUUGAGAUGAAGAGAGCUGAGUACGUCAAGACUGAAAAGGCCAAGAAAGACGUUGAGAAGUUAGAAUCUCAGCUCUCAGUGUCUUCACAGGCCAUUCAAAGCGCUUCUAACGAGAUCAUCAAGCUCAGAGAGACCGAGCUAUAUCCUCAGCUCGUGGAGCUCGUUAAAGGGCUGAUGUGUAUGUGGAGGAGCAUGUACGAGAGCCAUCAAGUUCAAACUCAUAUUGUUCAGCAGCUAAAGUACCUCAACACCAUCCCCUCCACUGAACCAACUUCAGAGCUUCACCGUCAAUCAACUCUUCAGCUUGAGCUCGAGGUCCAACAAUGGCAUCACUCUUUCUGCAACUUGGUCAAGGCUCAGCGUGACUACAUCCAGUCUCUCACGGGUUGGCUCAGGUUAAGUCUGUUCCAGUUCAGCAAGAAUCCACUAGUUAGGAGUAGCUAUGAGUCAAAGAUAUACAGCUUCUGCGAGGAAUGGCACUUGGCUAUUGACCGGAUCCCUGAUAAAGUAGCAUCUGAAGGGAUCAAGAGCUUUCUGACUGCAGUCCAUGGGAUCGUGGCUCAACAAGCCGAGGAGCAUAAGCAGAAGAAGAGAUCAGAAUCCAUGUUAAAAGAUUUUGAGAAGAAAUCGGCUUCGUUGAGAGCGCUUGAGAGCAAGUAUAGUCCUUACUCGGUGCCUGAGAGCAGGAAGAAGAACCCGGUGAUAGAGAAGAGAGCAAAGGUUGAGAUGCUUAAAGGAAAAGCAGAAGAAGAGAAGAGUAAGCAUGAGAAGGCAGUGAGCGUGACUAGAGCCAUGACUCUGAACAACUUGCAGAUGGGAUUCCCUCAUGUGUUUCAGGCAAUGGUUGGGUUUUCAAGUGUGUGUAUGCAAGCCUUUGAGUCUGUGUACAACCAAGCUAAGUGCAUUGGCGAGGAGCAAGAGGAGGUCAAGAGGUUGCUUCCUUAA